AUGAUCGAUAAGAUCAUAGAGCUCACCCUGGAAUUACUGCAGUGCAUCGUUGAGCAAAUUUGGUAUCAUCGCUCAGUUUACCCGCCAGAGUCAUUUGAAAAUGCUCGUUGCUUUCAGCUCCCCGUCCAUAUGACUCGCCAUCCGGAUGUCAAACGGUACCUGGCUAACGUCACUUCUAAAAUCAAAAGUUUCCUAGAGCGAGGUAAGCUCAACAGGCUUUUUGUCGAAAUAUAUCCGCCAGAUUCUGCUGUGAGGAUUGAAACUUACGGAUUUAGUUUGACUAACUCGCCACUUCUGGAGGCACUGAGAGCUGAUGCUGAACUCUCUGAGGAGUUCAAGCUGAAUGUGCUAUAUGCUGAGUACCAGGCGUUUUUGUACUCGGUGAUCAACGAACUGCAGACAGCAACCAAAUUGACACCACCGUCAUCGUUCAAAAUUUUGGUCUCUACAGACAACUCAGAGUUUAACCGGAUGCUCUCACAGGACUGGAUUUUGCACAGAACGCAGAUGCCAACAAGCACGCAGUCUUCAGAAUCAGCAACAGCAAGAAUUCAUGAUUUUAGACAGGUUUCGCUGCCGUAUCUAAAUAUCAAGGGCUACAGAGCAGAACAUCUACCAUUUUAG
Molecule: messenger RNA, 624 nt
Organism: Ogataea angusta
Lineage: Eukaryota; Fungi; Ascomycota; Pichiomycetes; Pichiales; Pichiaceae
Exons: 1
Coding region: 1-624 (207 amino acids)
Cellular component (GO): zeta DNA polymerase complex
Source: RefSeq, a predicted model, not a curated record